This is a messenger RNA of Macroventuria anomochaeta, 3024 nucleotides long. Its product is annotated as two component histidine kinase 1. NCBI's taxonomy places the organism in Eukaryota, Fungi, Ascomycota, Dothideomycetes, Pleosporales, Didymellaceae. The transcript has 6 exons. The record is from RefSeq and is a predicted model, not a curated record. Gene Ontology annotation, biological process: phosphorylation; phosphorelay signal transduction system. Gene Ontology annotation, molecular function: phosphorelay sensor kinase activity. The coding region runs from base 1 to 3024 and encodes 1007 amino acids.
AUGGACGCAUUUAUGCCCUUCGAUGUCAACUCGGAGGCAAUAGAAGCUGUUGACUGGUCGAAGACUCCCAUCGGACCGCGCGAAUCCUGGUCUCCAGCGCUCAAAUGCCUCGUCAACUCCUGUGUCUUACCGAUGACCCACUGCUGCGCCAUCUUCUGGGGUAGUGAGCUCACGGUCGUAGCGAACACGGCAUGGACCAAAGCGCGAGGUGAAUUGGGCGGGCAGGGCACAAGCGCACUACGCAGCUACACAGCAGAGGCACUUAGCAUUUUGCAGCGAGUAGUGCGCGGCACAACCGUCAAGGUAGACGCAACAUUCUUCCUACAAAAGAUCAGCGAUGAGGACUCCGAGUCACAGAUCCUCCUCAGCACCCUUCUUGACUCCAAGGGAAGCCGACAAGGGGUGCUCGCACAACUCAUGCAGAACAACAUAGUAGAACAAUAUACGGCAUUUGAAGGUCUCGACAAGUUAGCACACCGAAAUCCAGCCAAGAACGACAAGAAAUACGGCAGCGACAAACCAGAUGGACGAAGCAACGAUAGGCAGAAGGAUUCGAUGCAAACACAACUAUUCCAAAGAUUUGCCGAGCUACUGCCAAACGGGCUUGCGAUUCUCGAUAAAGAGCUUGAGGCCAUUUUCGUCAACGAUGGCUUCUUCAGACUUACGACGAACAAGAUGGCGAACGAGUUCCGCGCUUGGCCCGAGAGUAUACAUCCCAACGACUAUGAUAGAGUGAUGGCCGCUUACCGCAAAGCCUUCUCACGUCGGGAAGACCUUAGGAUCGAAUUUCGAUGCACAAGCGAAGCUACAGGUGAAGAGGGAGAGUGGAGGCUGUUCUUGUUCAGACCACUUAACGAAGACCCCGAGGCCGGCUUCAUCUGUGCAGUUGUUGACAUUACUGAAAUCAAACAAGCAGAACUAGCUCAAGAGAAGGCCGCUACCGAGGCACAGGAAAGGAAAGAGCAACAGGAACGAUUCAUUGAUAUGGUGUCACACGAAAUUCGCAACCCACUCAGCGCUGUCAUGCAUCUAGCGGAAGAAGUCAAGGACGUUACGCGCGAAAUCGGCUUUGGACACGAAGACAUCAAGGAUCAGGUAGCGGACAUCAUGGAUGCUGCUGACACGAUAUUACUUUGCGUCUUACAUCAAAACACCCUCGUGGACGACAUACUCUCUUUCUCAAAACUAGACUCCAUGAUGCUAUCCUUAGUGCCCCGCGUGGUGCGACCCAAAUGGGAAUUUUCACAGGCAUUAAAGGUCUUCCAGUCCGAGUUCAAAGCGAAGAGUAUCAAGUUCCACUAUGCCAUGGACAUUUCGUACGAUGACCAAGAAGUCAAUCAUGUCAUUGCAGAUCUCAACAGGAUGAAGCAAGUGUUGGUCAAUCUGAUAACAAACGCCAUCAAGUUUACAUCCAGGAAGAAGGGCGAGAGGAAAAUCACAGUCUCUAUGGGCGCUUCCAUGGAACGUCCAACUUCGUAUCCACCGAACAUCAUAUAUUUCGGCCAAGACAAGGAAACGUUUCACAUCGACUCAACCAAGUCAUCCGAGUGGGGCAACGGCGACGCCUUCUACCUUAUGGUGGCUGUUAAGGAUUCAGGUAUCGGCAUAAGCAACGAGGACCAAACGAAGCUUUUCGAGAGGUUCAGGCAAGCAACACCUAAAACCCAAGAGAAAUACGGCGGCUCUGGACUCGGCCUUUUCAUCUCUCGCAAAUUGUGCCAGCUGCACGGAGGUGACAUCGGUGUGAGCUCCAAGGAGGGCGAUGGCUCCACUUUUGGUUUCUUCUUCAAAGUCCGGCGAUCUGACGGGUCUAGCAGCGAGGAAGGACGGCCACCGUUCUCAUCUCGUUCCAACUCUGAGAAUCCAUCAACUCCGAACCAACGUGCUCAAACACCGCGGCCAGGCUGCGGUCGCGUAAAUUCGAACCUCCAAGAUAUCAAAGAAAGGACGAACGAACUAGGCAGAAAAGAAAUCAAGCUGGAAGCCAGAGAAAGUGAAUCGGAGAGCAAAUCUAAGAAAAGCGAUACCAACAAUAAUCGCAAACGUCAAGGGCUGGAACCAUUAACAAGUCAUUCAGGCGUGGACACUGAUAAUGUCGACCCAUCACUGAAAAAUCCGCCUACAGAGUACUUCUCCGAAGCUCACCCUGAAGCCAAGGAAGACGACCGCUACCAGAAUACUGAAAGUGUUGCCAAUCAAGUUAGCCCUACCUUAGAAAGACACGACGGUCGUGUACCCUAUUUUGAGUCGGGCGAGAGCGUACGCCAGGAAGCGGCAGCUGACAAAGCACACAAGGCACAAAGCUCUCGACGCUCAGAAGACAAACGUACCCUUCUCCUAGUCGAAGAUAACCUCAUCAACCAAAAGGUUCUCCGCCGCCAGUUGCAAUCCCGUGGCUUCGAAGUUUUUGUUGCCAACAAUGGACAAGAGGCUGUCGAUGCCGUCUUCGAGCGUGGGAAGACCGCUGCUAAAGACCAGCAUAAUCUGAAUUACUUCGAUUGCAUUCUCAUGGAUCAGGAGAUGCCGAUCAAAGACGGGAACCAGGCGACAACCGAGAUCAGGCAGUUGCAGGACGAGGGCAAGGCUGGAUACAGCAAGAUUCUGGGUGUCAGUGCAAAUGUGCGCGAAGCUCAGAAGAAUAGUAUGCGCGAAGCAGGGAUGGACGAUCUUAUCAGCAAGCCGUUCAAGGUGGAUGCUCUUGUCAAGAAGAUUGAUGAAUUGACGAUUGGAGGCAAGGACGGGAACGGUGGGGACGGGAAGCUGGCCGAUGAAGCCAACAAACUUAAGCAGGGUGGAGAGCUAAAGAAUGGUGGAUCGUUGAUGAAGGGAGAGAAAGAGACGGAAGAGAAGGAGAAGCGCAGGGAAGGGGACAAAGAAGGAGAGAAGCAGGGCGACAAGCACCAAAAGCAACAAGAGCGAAGAGAGGACAAGCAGACAGAAGCACGCGAAGAGAAAGGAGCGGUGGGCGAGAAGGAUAAAAGCACACAAGGGACGAAGGACAAGACCACACAGAAGUCAGAUUAG